Humulus lupulus (European hop) is the source of this 628-nucleotide messenger RNA. Its product is annotated as thioredoxin H5-like. The record is from RefSeq and is a predicted model, not a curated record. The transcript has 3 exons. NCBI's taxonomy places the organism in Eukaryota, Viridiplantae, Streptophyta, Magnoliopsida, Rosales, Cannabaceae. The coding region runs from base 109 to 462 and encodes 117 amino acids.
CGGCUAUAAAUUCCGAGGCCACGAUGAGCUAGCUAGCUAGCUAGCUAUAAGAUAUAUGUUAAUAAUAAAUUAAAGUCUGAGAUUUGAUAUUUGAAGGAAUCAAAAGCUAUGGCGGAGGAGGGUCAAGUUAUCAGCUGUCACAGCAAAAAUGAAUGGGACAAUCAAUUCCAGAAGGGAAAGGACUCCAAGAAACUGGUAGUGGUUGAUUUUACUGCAACAUGGUGCCCACCCUGUCGUAUGAUCGCCCCUAUUUUCGUGGAAAUGGCUAGUAAGUACCGAAAUGCCAUUUUCCUGAAAGUUGACGUUGAUGAGUUGCAGGAAGUCGCUAAGGAGUGGGAUAUCGAGGCAAUGCCAACCUUUUUGCUCCUGAAAGAAGGGGAGAUUAUUGAGAAGAUUGUGGGAGCUGACAAGGAUGGUCUUUCAAAGAAAGUUGAAGUUCAUUCAGUUUUGGCUGCUGCUUGACUUUAUUUGAUUGGGGUUUGGGACUAAAUAAAGAUCAGUACCAUAUGCUAUUUACUUGUUAUCUUGUCUUAUAUAUGAUGUUUCUUAAUAACAUCUCACUGCUGGUUGGCAUAUGCCGUGUAAGGAUUUACAAUACACUAAAGCAUUAGACAUAAAUAUUAGCUCA